CUUGUACAGCGAUCAACAAGCUUAAGACGCUUGCGAUUUAAGAGCUUAUUCACAGUUUGAAUAGUGAUACCAGACAAAACAGGCUCUCGCUUAUUGCUUGUAUUAGAUGAUAUGCUUGGCGGAAACGAAAGUAGGAAUGAAAGAAAACAACCACGAACACUUCGUAAUUUGAAGAAACAUACUCUUCAAUGCAGAGAACAACUGUUUUAUGACGCGGGUAGUAAUUAAAUCCACGAGAAAAAUGAUUGCAAUUAUUAUUUUCAUCGCCCAUCGAUUUAUAGCACAGACCGACGGAUUCCGGCUAAAGGACAUGGUGGCGGCCCCAUUCACCCCCUUCACUGCAGACGGGGAGGUGAACUACAACAUUCUAGACGACUAUGCAGACUACAUAGUGAAAACAAACUUCACUGGGAUUUUCGUGAACGGUACCCUGGGCGAGGGUCUAUCACUGACGCUGUUAGAACGGAAGUCGCUGGCGGAAGGAUGGGUGCGCGCCUCCCGCGGCCGACUGCAGAUCAUUGUGCACGUGGGAGCCACCUGCGUGCGGGACAGCCAAGAGCUAGCCCGCCAUGCAGAGGAGAUAGGGGCCACUGCCAUCGCUGGACUCUCCCCAUCCUACUACAAGCCGGAAAGCGAAGAAAUUCUUGUCGAGACUAUGUCCCUUAUUGCUGGUGCUGCGCCCAACACUCCGUUCUAUUAUUACGACAUCAACUUCUUCACUGGACUUUACAUCAACAUCCGGAAGUUCAUGGAGCUGGCCAAGGCGCGAAUCCCGACCCUGCGGGGACUGAAGAACUCCUCACGGGAGAUUCCCGGGUCAUAUGACUGCACCUUCGUCGAGGAAUGCCAGGUGCUCGUCGGCACGGACGUGCAAUAUUUAAGCUAUUUGGCGCACGGCAUUUCGGGGGUUGUAGUGGCUUCGUAUCUAGGCAACCUGUUUGAUGACAUGCGCAGAGCGUAUCAGACUGGCGACACGGCAAAGGCACUCGAGCAUCAGAACAUUGCUCACAAAAUCAACAACAUUCGGAAUAAGCACGGAGGUGGAAUUAACGUGGCUAAGGCGAUGUUUAAAAUCCUGACGGGUCUCGACGCAGGCCCCGUACGUCUUCCGUUACGUUCGCUCAAAGCUGACGAGUUUAACGCUAUAAGGGGGGAUUUAGUUGACGCCGGGCUAACGGACGUAUCCCUGCCCACGGACCAGUAGGGACCCUGAUCAGUACCCGAUGGUUUUACAUCGUUAACCCAUUUAUGCCUAGCGUUUAGAAAAAGGCCUUGGCAAACAGCGUAGACCGGCGUCUCAUCUGGGUCUGCGCUGUUUGCUUAAAGAAAUUUCUGUAAGAAAUAUUAUAAAUAUAGAAAUAAAUAUACUAGACUUCCCUAAUUUUGGAAAUAAAUUGAUCCAAUUUAGAAGGAUGGGAGAGUUCACUAGGCUUAAAUUGGUUAAUUGUCAAAACAUGACCUGUUACACGCUACAGUGGGUGCGGGGAAAAUAUCAUCUACGGAAAUCUAGUACGCGACCGAUUGGAAAAAUAUCGAGACUAAUAGAACACAACAUAUAAUUAAUUCAGACUUAAAUAUGAUUUAGAUUUAUCGUAACUUUAGUACAUCGUUUUUAUGAUUAAGGAUAUAUAUGUGAUUUAAUAAAAGUAUAAUCGGAA
Molecule: messenger RNA, 1658 nt
Organism: Dreissena polymorpha
Lineage: Eukaryota; Metazoa; Mollusca; Bivalvia; Myida; Dreissenidae
Product: N-acetylneuraminate lyase-like
Exons: 11
Coding region: 209-1204 (331 amino acids)
Biological process (GO): N-acetylneuraminate catabolic process
Molecular function (GO): N-acetylneuraminate lyase activity; 4-hydroxy-tetrahydrodipicolinate synthase activity
Source: RefSeq, a predicted model, not a curated record